This is a messenger RNA of Chlorella variabilis, 789 nucleotides long. RefSeq lists its product as hypothetical. Bases 1 to 789 code for a protein of 262 amino acids. NCBI's taxonomy places the organism in Eukaryota, Viridiplantae, Chlorophyta, Trebouxiophyceae, Chlorellales, Chlorellaceae. The record is from RefSeq and is a predicted model, not a curated record. The transcript has 8 exons.
AUGCAGCAGGCCCUGGCUCUUUGCGCCUGCCCGCCCCUGGCUGUGGCGGUUGCGGCCGCCUGCAGGCCGGCCAAGCAGGCCAGGGCGGCGGAGAGUGCCACCGCCAAUGGCACCUCGUCCUCGGCCAUCCCUGAGCCUGUGGUGAAGAUCGACAACGAGAGCGACCCCUUUGCCACCAUCGUGUCCGUCGAGUAUGGCGACCGCCUGGGCGAGCUGCUUGACACGAUUGCUUCUCUCAAGGCGCUGGGCCUCAACAUCCGCCGCGCCAAGCUGAAGAGCGACCGGGAGCACAAGUUCUACGUGACCGACAUGCGCACCAGUGAGAAGGUCGUCAGGAGCGCCAAGCUGGAGGAGAUCCGGCUGACCAUCCUGCAGAACCUGCUGCAGUUCCACCCAGAGUCUGGGGAGCAGCUGGCUUGGGGCACCCCCGCCGCGCGCCAGGCCGUGGUGACUCGCGACAUAGACCCGACUGCGCCGCUGGGCGCCAAGCGCGGCAUCUCCACCCAGAUCGAGGUGCGGGAGCACCCCACCGGCACCCACUCCGUGCUGCUGGUCAACACGCUCGACAGGCCCGGCCUGCUCACGGACAUUGUGCGCGUGCUGAAGGACGUCAACCUGAACGUCGUGUCGGCUGAGGUGGACACCAUCGGGCGCAACGCCAUGGACCGGUUCAACAUCACGUACCACGGAGAGCCUCUGUCUGACCCCAUGUGCCAGCUCACCGUCAACGCGCUUCAGUACUACCUGAGCCAGGGGGAGGUGGAGAAGGAGUGGAGCGAGUCGUACUGA